AUGGCAGAGAAACUUCUCAGGGUGGCCCUGAAGGAGGACAGGGCUCCUCAGGAGAGCAGCUCUCCAGUGGAGUCCCAUGAGCUAUGCCUGGCCCAGCAACUGGAGAUGGAUGCCAGCUGGUUACCAGUGUACCAGCUGGAACCAGAACAUGUGGACGUCAUCCGGGCCUUUGUCAGCAGCCCAGAAAAGGACGAGGAAUGGAAGCUCCAGUUCCUUAAAAGCAUCGCUGUGCUCUUCAGAGCCGCAACGUACAACAGCUUGUGCCAGGGCCUAGAGCUGUUCUGCCAGAGAUACAAACUGGCAGAGAAUAUCAAGGUGCUGCUGGAAGAAGAGCCCAGGGACCAACUGCACACAGCGGUGUGGCGGAGCGCCAUGUUUGCCAUGACCGAAAUGAGCUUCGUAGAGGCGGUGUUGGAGGGCAAAGAGAUAGGCCUCCUCCAAGUGUGCUUCUCCGGCAUCUUCCUGCUUCCUCCAAAAGAGGAAAUGCAGGACCUGAAACCUUUCCUGUACUUCACGACCAUGAAAGGCAUGGACACCAUGCUAUCUGCACUGGUGCUCAACUCUCCUGCCUCCAGAGUCAACGAGAAGAUGCAGAGUAUCUUCCAGAUGCUCCUGACCUUCACCACCUCUGAGAGGGCAUCUGUGCGUGAGAGGGCCGUGGGCAGGAUGAGGGUGCUCAGCUUCUUGCUGGCCAACUACUCCUCACUGAAGGCCGAUCCCAAUGAGGAGAGACACGCCUCCCGUGCAGAGAUGCAAAUGCCAAUCAUUGGACAGCUGCUGGGACAUCUCCUGCUACUCCUCUCCUUCAAGGAAGAAGAGACCGGCCACUUGGCUUUGGACGCUCUUUGUCUCCUCUUCCAAUUCAAGUAUCAGCAACACUGUGCGACACUGACAGAGGAGAAUACACAGCUCCAAGGGGACUGGGAAGCCGAGACCACCUCCUUGCGCACUUCGCCCAGCGCCACUCACAUUAUCGAGUCCUUUGCGGAGUACCUCCAGCCUUCUGAGAGGUCAGACAUUGUCCGGGUGUUCAUCGAGGCAACGACCGACUCCAGCACCUUUGACAAGGAGGCGGCCAGAAACGUGCUGGACAUGGUCAGGGGAAACCCUGACUUGUGGCUGGUGGAUGUGCCAAAGAUCACGAGCUGCAUCCACAAAACCCUGGGAUGCAUCAAGUCGGUCCCAGCCCGGCAGAGCGUGGAGUCCCUAAUGGUCUCCAUGGCUGACAAAUGCCCUCAGGAGGUGGUGACAACACUGCUGCAGGUCGCUCCAGGAGGAGACAGCACUGCCCUGGCACUGUGGGAGGCGAUGUUCUCCGUGCCCCAGACUGUGCGGAACAUUUUGAAGGAGCUGCUCAGCCAGCUCUGGGACCUGAAGAGCAGGCUCUUCUGCACACACCUGGAGGACUACUGCCUCGUUCGCUUGGCCAUGCUGGCCAGCAGAGAUCUGGGAGACAGGGCGUUUGCUGCAACCUACCUAGACUUCAGGUUCCUGAAGGAAGAAAGGCCAGCCAUGCUCUCCCUGGUGCUCAGGGCCAUCAUGACACUGUCAGAGAGAGACGAGAUGGCAAGAAAAAUGAAGGUCAUCCUGCCAGACCUCAUGAGGGUUCUGCUGUUUGGCUAUAAGGCUGCCACCACGAAGGCUCUGCUGGUCUUCAGAACCAUCAUGGCUCAGCUGGAGAGGAGGGAGGCCAGCCACAUCGCCGUGCAGAUGGCGGAAUUCCUCCUGCCCCUCUUGGAUGACGAGCUGAGCCAGCUGAGAGAGAGCUCCAUCAGCCUCUUCAGAGACCUGAUGAUGAUGGCGGUGGGGAACGACAAGAGGGAGAUGAAGAACAUGGUGCGGCUUGGCCUGCUCCCUCUCUUCUUCCGGCUGAGUGACCAAACGCAGAGCGUGGCCAAGGCUGCUGGGGAAGCCCUUCUUGCUGCCGCAGAGCUCCUCAAGUGGAAACCACUCAAGCACCUAGUGCGGACACAGCAGACAUGGCAGAUUGGAGAGAGCUUGCUGAAGCAGGACAGGAGGAGAGCUCAAGAAUUCUUGAUUCAGAGCCUGUCGUACCUGAAGGAUGCUCAGGCCAGCUUGCGAGAGGCGGCCGUGAGGUUCAUCGGGCUCGCUGCACGGCACCUGAGGAAUCCAAGCAAGAAGAAGCUGGCUGAGAUCUGCAGCGCCCUUCAGACCUUGGCAGAAGACCAUGAGCCCUCCAUCCGCUCCCUGGUAGCUCAAACUGUCAUCAUCAUCCUGAGCUCUUCGAGGGAGCAGCCAAGGCCACGAUGGACCCUGCGAGCCCUGUGCUGCCGCUGAUGCUGAGCCGUGUGGAGGAGCAGCUCUUCUCAGGAGAGUGGCUGGAUUUUAAUAAAGAGCCCUUCUUGAAGCUGGGUUUGACAUCUGCCUUUUCCAAGGACCCCAGAACGUCUCUGAGUGCACCGGCACUUUGGAGAGCACAACCCAGAAUCACAGGCAAGGGUGAUGGAGCAGACAGAAGCACUGGCAAUGAGCCCGUCCAAGGCAGCGGAGAUGAAGUCCACUGGGCCCAUGGGGUUUGUUCUUCGAGUCACACGUGGAAAUAGCAGGCUUCUCUCGGGUGUCCACAUCUGAGCUGGCCUCAUGCACUCCUUAUGUACCCAGGGAUGCUCAGAGACAGAGUCUGCCCCUUUUACACACAGAGGCAGGAGUCACAGUGUCUCUCUCACCUGCUGUUGCCACUCCCAAAGGAUGGGAGGCACCUCAGCCCUGCAGUGUGUCAGCCUGCCUGCACUCAUCUCCGAUGUCCCAGCUUUUGCAUUUGCUAUGGUCAAAGCUGUAGCCCACAGCAGUCCUGAACAGGUAUCUAUGGACACAUGAAUGUACUUUUGUUGGCAAAGUGGUGCAAAUUCAGUAAUAUCAGUUUGCCAUAACUGACCUGGCUCAAGCCCCGAGGAUUUACUCCCUUUUGUUGGAGAGGCACUACGUGGGCACAAUCAGGACAAGCUGCAAUAACGGCUCAAGCUUGUUCCUAGGUAAGUGCAAGCUGUUUUCAGAGUGAUGCUGAGGAUUGAUGAAAGAAUUUGUGAGCUCGUCUGGCUUGUUCAAAAGGAGAUAUAUCCGUUACUGCCACAAGUUUGUCUAUAAUGCUGUUUCCCUCAACCAGACCACCUGGUAUGUUAGUAUGGCUUUUUAUAUGCAUUAUAAAUACUGGUGCUGUCCUAUAAUCUAACACAUUCCACAAAUCUAACAAUGCAACAAGGAGUUGGAAACUCGCUGCAAAAGAGUUCUAUGUAUUCUUUGUACAACUCCCACAACAUAAAGAGAAUCUGCUACCAGAUUAACUGGGCAGUUAUGUCAUUUUUGUAAUGCUGCUGAGUGUAUUGAGGGCAGUCUCUUUUAAGAUGUCCUGUCUGUCCACAAGUGAAACAUGCUAGGCCACAAGAAGAAGGGCUUCAACCUUUCAUUGCAGGCAUAAGUGCUGCAGCCAAGGCCACAGCGUGGGCUUGGGCAUGUAUUUUUGCCUUUUCUACCUCCUGUUGCAUAAUUGGUACCCGUGUGCAAGCUUCCACCAUCUCUGCUAGAGAAGCAGUUUUUCCCAAACCGGCUAACAUCUGUUGGCAUUGGGCGUUUGCAUUCAUCAUGGCCAAAUCUUUCCCCACAGACGCUUUUGCCUCUGGAGUCAGGUUAGGAGAGGUAUCUAUAGCUUCUUUUAAAUGGUCCACAAACUUCAUAUAGGGUUCCCCAGGAUCCUGCUUUAUUGUAGAACAGAGUGGCACAGGGUUACCUAUAUUUGGUAACUCUUUCACUGCUGCCAGAGCAAGCCCUUGUGUUUGCUGCAAAAUCCUUGGAUUAAGAGCUGCCUGAGUGGCACCAUCCGCAUAUCGCCCACGACCCAUUAACUGGUCCAUGCUGGCUAAUGGCAAUGGAUCAUCAGCUAGUAAAUGAACAUUUUCUAAUACUGCCAAUUCCACCUUCCCCUGCCACUUGUCCAACAACAGCAAAUAUCCCAUUGGAGGAAGCAAUAACACCAUCAAUGCCUUAAUAUCUGUUGGAGUUAGUACUUGCCCCUUGAAAAUUGAAUUGAUUAGCUGCAUCACGUGCUUAUUAUCCAUACCAUAUUGCAUAACUGCACUUUGCAAUUGCUUAACCGUUUUCCAAUCAAAGGACGACCACUGCCUUUGUCCUCUAUUAUCUAUGUGACUGGCAUUGCUAUAAUACUACCAAGUAACAUGAUCCCUUCAAUUGUUGCAUCUCUGAUUACCCCUUGCCGACGUUGCCCUGCAUUAUAAGGAUGAUCUCGAGGAAUAUAUCUACCCUGAUGCACAGGGGCAGCACCCAAAUUAUCAUUACUAUCACUGCUAUACAAUUCCCUUGUGUUUCCCUGUGGAUCAGUAAGUCAACGCAUAUUUGCAAACUGAUCUAACUCAAGUUUCCAGCCCUUUUCCAUAUCGCAAUCUCAAACAUUCAUCUACUUCUCUUACAAACCACAUCCCAUCUUAAACACAUUGUCUAGCCCAUUUUUGUAUUCGCUCCCUUUUAAUACGGAGCUCCUCAGGAGUGAGGUCUAAUUCCGCCCCCUCCCUUUCCUGUUUUCCCUGUUUUUCACAUUCCCUGACAAUUGCUUCCAGCCGGUCCUUAAUCACAUCUGACGCCUUUUUAUAUGCUAUUAACUGUGAGAUUUUACUGUUACCGCCAUCUAGUUGUUUCAUAGCUUUUAGAACUUCUUGCAUCUGGCUCUCCUGCCAUCUCAGUAAGUCCUUCAGGCUCUGCACGUGGCUCUCCUCCUGGAAGUCAGGGCGAUUCUGCGGUGCUUCAUCCUGUUGCUCCAUCGAGUCCUGGUCCGCUGGCAAUGGUACUUCAGCUGGAUUAACUUGUCUGGGCUUGUUGAAACCUGCUGGCUGCUGCCGUUCGUCAUCGGAGGCAGGCGAUGGCUCAAAGGGUGCAGAGUGUAUAAUUUGCUCUCCGCUCCAGAUCUCCAGAUCUGAUAUGGGACAUAACAGCAGUAUUGAUUUUUCGGAGUACUCAGAGGGGAUGCAGCUCGAGGUGGGCGGCUUUGGGGGCACAGCACACAACUCUGGCACCUCUGAGACUUCCUGCAUCAACUCCCUGACCUCCCGCCAAGGUCCGGCGAGGUCGCGAGCCUCGUGGGUCCCCCUUGCUACCGCUUCCAAUAGUUCGGUCCCUAUGUCCCCCCAUGUACCGGGAUUAAAAAAUCCGUCCGUCGAACGGACACACCCCUUCCACUGGGCGAAUCGGAGCAGGCGCUUUAACGCGUCUUUUUCAAAAUACCUUCCUGUUCGUGCAGACAGCUGCAGAAUACUUUUCAUUAUUAUUUUUUCUUCCACGGAUGCCGUGUUUCCUAUGUCACCUGCUUCUCCGUAGGCCUACUUUCCACUAUUCUUCGAGCGCUGGGCUGGGGUCGCCUACCAGGUGGCGUUCCUCGCGUUUUCACGUCCCAACAAUCUUGCUUCGGUACGAAGUAUCACGUCGGGGUCACCAAAAUGUUGCUUUUUCCAUGCGAGACACGGGACCGACACACCGAUGUGAUGUUCACGGAGUUCGCUUUAUUGUCGGACCGGGCUAGCUUUACAGCAAAGCUGCCCUGUCCACGUGCCCUACAACAACAUGACUGGUUGUAA
Messenger RNA from Columba livia (rock pigeon), 5600 nucleotides. RefSeq lists its product as uncharacterized. The transcript has 19 exons. Lineage: Eukaryota; Metazoa; Chordata; Aves; Columbiformes; Columbidae. Bases 1 to 2298 code for a protein of 765 amino acids. The record is from RefSeq and is a predicted model, not a curated record. Gene Ontology annotation, cellular component: cytoplasm.